CUGAUGCCGCCCCUGCCUUCAUAAGAUACGAGCGCUGCCUUGCGGUCAAUGGCCGCCAGAAGCUGUUGCUGCGACGCCGUACAGACCGGCUGCACGCGGAACAGGCCGGUGGGGCUGGUGCUGCUGUACAUGGCUGCGGCGGCUGCGGAGACAGUGUUGCGCGUGCCCGGCCCCGUGAGCGCCACAGGCGCCGGUUGCCCCGGCACCUUCAAGUGCGUGAUGGGCUCCUGCGCGCCGGCUGCUGGCUCGUCAGCCUGCCGAUGGAACCAGCGAGUGCCCCGCUCCCCAUGCUCCUCCAUCAGUGCAGCGUGGGCAUUGUGGCUGGCCGCUGCGGCAGCUGCCCGCUCCUCCCGCACCGCCAAGUUGGCCAUGGCCGCAGCCUGACGCUGCGCGGCGCUGGCACCCGGCCGGUCGGCCAGGGCAGCGGCCGCGUCUGCGGCCUGCACCACGCCAUGCAGCCCAUCCCGGGUCUGGCGUGCAUGCCGACGGUGGAUGCUGGUGGCGGCCUCCCGCAAGAAGAACUUGUCCGCCUCCCAUUGCGUGCAAGCGCCGUCACCUGUACUGGCCACGGGAUUUGCGGCAACGUGCGCCUCCAAGCGCUGCUCGAGCUCCAAACGCAGCGAGGGGUGAAACAGCAGGUACGUGGGGAAGCGAUCACCGGAUCGCUAACUCAGUUAGCGAUUUGACUCGUCCUUACGGCAGAAGGGACCCGGGUACGAAUCCGGAUAAAAGCCCAAUUAUGCAAAAGGCGAAAGAUUGGUGCGAAACCGAUUGGUGAUCCCACGAACGAUAGGUAAUUGCCCUUAGUGGCAAUUGCGGGCUUACGCCCGCUGCAUCCUAGAAAGGUCGUGGUGCAGAAGUCCGAUUUAGUGGCGAGGUCCAAGGUUCAAGACAAGGCUCAAGAUCCAAGGCUCGAGGAGGAGCGCCAUGGCUCCUCGGUUUGCACGAACUGGCAGUGCUCCACUACUAUAACGCGGCGUUUCCCUAGCUCGAUAUGCUAUGUGUGCAGGCUUGGAUGUAGUGGACUUUGAAGAGCGGCCUAGGACUUGGAGGUUGUAGUUUCGGAGGUUGUGACUCUUUCGUGGUGAGGCGUCAGCGUGAGGGGGGCGGGCCCUCUCGCCCUAGUCACCUUGCCCCGUUAAUCCAUGCCAGGCCCUAUGGGCCGGCGUUGUAAUUAUUAUUAUUA
Chlamydomonas reinhardtii is the source of this 1186-nucleotide messenger RNA. RefSeq lists its product as uncharacterized. The transcript has a single exon. NCBI's taxonomy places the organism in Eukaryota, Viridiplantae, Chlorophyta, Chlorophyceae, Chlamydomonadales, Chlamydomonadaceae. Bases 49 to 384 code for a protein of 111 amino acids. The record is from RefSeq and is a predicted model, not a curated record.